AUGAAUUCUAAAAUUAAAGGUAUAACGGAUGAUAUAACAUCAAUUCCACCAGAAGAACAGAGAUAUUACGCAUUAAAUGCGUUUCCUAAAGUUUUGAAGAUUGGAAGAUUUAAUUUAAAUGAGGAAUUCAUAGAAGGUUUCCUAAAUGACAUAAUGAAGAAAGCAGAUAAGGAAUAUGUGGAUGGUGAGUUAAUGAAGAAAGCUGAUAAGGAAUACGUUAAUACUGAAUUAAUGAAGAAAGCAGAUAAGGAAUAUGUGGAUGGUGAGUUAAUGAAGAAAGCUGAUAAGGAAUACGUUAAUACUGAAUUAAUGAAGAAAGCAGAUAAGGAAUAUGUGGAUAGUGAGUUAAUGAAGAAAGCUGAUAAGGAAUACGUUAAUACUGAAUUAAUGAAGAAAGCUGAUAAGGAAUACGUUAAUACUGAAUUAAUGAAGAAAGCAAAUUUGGUUUAUGUUGAUGAAAAAGAUAAUGAAAUUAAAGAAAAUGUUGAAUGGUAUCAUGAAUGGACAAUGAAGACUUUUAAAGUUAAAGCUGAUACAAAAUGGGUUUCAGGAUGUUUAGACCUUAAAGCAGAUAAAACAUAUGUUAACGAUGAGUUAGAGAAGAAGGCAGAUAAAACAUAUGUUAACGAAAUAUACCAAAGUUUGAUAGGAACAACAAAAAAUAUUGAAACUAUUGUUGGUGACUUUUCUGUCAAUGAAGAAAAUAAAUAUUUUAGAUGGCAGUUUGUACACUCCUUAAAAAAUGGUGCACGGUGUAAACUCAUUCCGAAAAAUAACAAUGAAAUGUAUGUAAGCUAUAAAAAGAAUGAUGGUACACAAGUUAAAGUUCCAUUAGACAACAACUGCUACUUAAACUUAUAUGGAGACGAACAAAAGAAAUAUUUAAGAGUUUAUGAAAUGGCAGAUAUGACAUUGCCUGACCCAGCUCCAGCACCAUAUUAUUAUGACUAUGGAGAUGACGACAGAACACCACAUGUAGAUGAACAAAAGCUAACAUUAUAUUUAGAUUAUUAUAGAUAUAAAAGAUAUAAUGCAAUAGAAAAAACGAGAAUAGUAUAUUAUUAUACAGAUGACAGAAAUAAAUAUUAUAGUCAAGAUUUUACCUACCUUGAAAACAUAAGAUUAUAUUAUAAAAAAUAUUCUAACACAAACCAGAAGAAACCUGAAAUAGUUGCACUAUAUUUUAAGUUCAAAAGAGACAAUCCUAUAAUAUCUCAUAUCUUUGAUUUAAUGAACCCAGUAGGUUCUAUUUAUACAUCUAUGGAUGCAAGAGGUCCUCAAGUAAUGUUUGGUGUUGGUGCGUGGGAACAAAUAGUUGACAGGUUUUUGUAUUGUGCAAACUCAAGGGGGAAGUAA
Molecule: messenger RNA, 1356 nt
Organism: Trichomonas vaginalis G3
Lineage: Eukaryota; Parabasalia; Trichomonadida; Trichomonadidae
Product: phage tail repeat-like family
Exons: 1
Coding region: 1-1356 (451 amino acids)
Source: RefSeq, a predicted model, not a curated record